AUGCUCGAGACUCAGCCUCUCCUCGGUGGCCCCAUCAAGGACAACGCCAGGACCGUCCUCAUCGUCGCGAGCGUCGUCGCCCUCGUCGUGGGCGUCAUCGUCGGUUUCAUCAUUGGUUGGGGAGUCUUUGAUGAGGGUGAUAUUACUGUGAAGUCGUUCAAGGAGGUGGGCAUCCUCCACUCGCUCUCGGGUCCGCUUGCCGUUGACGAGAGGCACGUGGUGGACGCCACCCUUCUCGCCAUCGACGAGAUCAACGCGGCCGGUGGCCUCCUCGGACAUCACCUGAAGGUGGUCCUACGCGACGGCUUCUCCGACGAAAAGAUCUUCGCCUCCGAGAUGCAGCGCAUGCUCACCCAGGACAAGGUCGACGUCGUGUUCGGCUGCUGGACCAGUGGCAGCAGGAAGGCCGUCCUCCCGGCCCUCGCCUCCAACAACGGUCUGCUCUUCUACCCGGUGCAGUACGAGGGCGUAGAGUCCCACCCCAACGUCGUCUACACCGGCGCUGCUCCCAACCAGCAGAUCCUGCCCGCCGUGCAGUGGGCCUACCAGCAGGGCUUCAGGAAGUUCGCGCUGAUUGGUUCGGACUACAUCUUCCCUCGCACGGCCAACGCCAUCGUCAAGGAUGCCCUCUCCACGAUGAGCGGAGUCACCAUCAACGAGCAAUACCUCAUCCUCGGCGAGGAGGACCCCAGCCGCGUCAACGCCGCCGUGGCCAACAUCAAGACCUUUGCCCCCGAUGUCAUCCUCAACACCGUCAACGGCGACACCAACAUGCUGCUCUUCAACGCCCUCUCGACCUCGGCCGUCAGCGGUGCCGUCAUCUCGUUCAGCGUGGCCGAGCCGGAGGUCGUGCAGAUCAUGGCCAGCGGCGUGUCGAUGGCCGGUUCCUACGCCUCGUGGAACUACUUCCAGAGCGAGACGAGCGCUGCCAACAACGCCUUCGUGACCGAGUUCAAGAACACCUACGGCCAGGCUUCCGUGAUCGGUGACCCGAUGGCUGCCGCCUACACUGGCGUUCACCUGUGGGCUGCCGCCGUCAAGAAGGCCAACAGCUUCGUCCAUGCGGACGUCAAGGCGGCGCUCCCCACCGUCUCGGUGAGCUCGCCCAUGGGCCAGGUGACCGUGUCGGCCACGAACCAGCACACCGUCAAGUCGUGGUAUCUCGGCCGAGUGCAGGCCUCCGGUCAGUUCGCCAUCGUCGCGUCGAGCAGCUCCACCAUCAACCCGGAUCCCUACCCGCUCGCGGGCGCUCACCAGACGCAGACCGCGUGGUCGAACUUCCUCAACUGCUGGAACAGCAAGUGGGGCAUGUGGAAGAACGGCGCCGGCCCGUCGGCCAUCCUCCCCAACGACGCCUGCUAG
Acanthamoeba castellanii str. Neff is the source of this 1362-nucleotide messenger RNA. RefSeq names its product extracellular ligandbinding receptor, putative. The transcript is spliced from 8 exons. Bases 1 to 1362 code for a protein of 453 amino acids. The record is from RefSeq and is a predicted model, not a curated record. NCBI's taxonomy places the organism in Eukaryota, Discosea, Longamoebia, Acanthamoebidae.